Messenger RNA from Rotaria socialis, 498 nucleotides. The record is from the annotation of a GenBank genome assembly. Lineage: Eukaryota; Metazoa; Rotifera; Eurotatoria; Philodinida; Philodinidae.
AUGUUGAAUGAUAGCGUAGAAAAAACUAGCACUGCUGAAAUUACUCGUAUAAUUAAAACCUUAAAGUCUAAGAAAUCAGCUGGCUUUGACUCCGUGUCAAACUUUAUAGUUAAAAAAUUUCCUCCAAGUUACAUUGAAUGCUUAGCUAACUGCUUCAAUACAUGGCUAAACGAGUGUCGUUAUCCAGAUGACUGGAAAAUUUCAAAAAUCAUUACUCUAAAUAAGUUGAAAUCGGGUAUCCCAAAGUGUGAGCAAACUCGUCCAAUUUCUUUGUUAGCUACACAUUCAAAGCUGUUCGAAAAAGUGCUCUUACUAAGAAUUAGACAUUGGGCUGAAACAGAUCGUUUAGUACCGCCAGAACAAUCUGGUUUCCGCCCAAGAGGUCUUCUACGAACUCGAGUACUUUCGAUAUAUCAGGAAGUGAAAAACAACAUGGCAGCUAAUAUUCCGACUCUUGCCCUAUAUGUUGAUUACCAACAGGCUUAUGGUCGUGUAUAG